AUGGAGUGGUACAUCGCGGCCGGUUUUAACUUUGAGAAAAUGCCAAUGUAUAAUUGCCGCGCGGUUCCCACCACCGAAGCCGAGUGGUACGCAAAGGGCCGUCGGAGCCCAAUUCUCGGGGCUUUAUUCUUGCUAUAUGGUGUUAUUGUUGAGUUAAUGUACAUCCCGUGCCUGCUCGUAAUUACACGACCGCAAUUUGCAAAAUUGAGUUGCUAUAAGAUCAUGGCCAUACUCGGUCUCAUCGAUAUGGCAGCUAUAAGACUGUGGUGUAGCGCUUGUAUGUCGUGCUUAAUUUUGGUGAUCAACCGGCUGGUCGACAUGUGGAAGCCGCACAUGAUGGACCCAAUUUUUGGAGGAAAACGUACCUACUACGUCAUGCUCUUCCCCAUCCUCUACGGUGUCUAUUUUGUCUUCUUCACCCCACCCCUGAUUUUCCAAUCCAACCACACGGCUUGGUUCUUCUCACCCGCUAUUUUUGAGGAGAGCAGGGAUGCUGAGUACCUUAACUACCCUCAUACCGCAAAUAACCUUCUGAUCGUUGUGGCGACUUGCUGGCUGUACACGGCGCUUUGCUAUGUUCUGGCCAGCAAAUUCAAGACUGACGAGUCAGCGUCCAAGAUGUCGUGGACCCAGAAAUCGAUCUUCAUCCAAGCCACCCUUAUCUGCCUGGCAAACUUGAUCGCGGCUCUGAUUUAUGUUUACAUGCAGUUCUUCCCCACGCCCGACUUCUUCAUCCUGAUCGGCCAUAUCAACUGGCAGUGGGGCCAUGGGUUCCCGGCCAUCGUAUACCUCGCCCUGAAUAAGACGAUUCAGAGAGAAGUGGGCCGAAUGCUCGGGCUGUACCGGAUGGGCAUCAUCAAACCAUCCAUUACGCCUUCUACGCACCAGAACCAUGAUCAUACUUCGUCGAUUCAUAUU
Mesorhabditis spiculigera is the source of this 918-nucleotide messenger RNA. NCBI's taxonomy places the organism in Eukaryota, Metazoa, Nematoda, Chromadorea, Rhabditida, Rhabditidae. The record is from the annotation of a GenBank genome assembly.